Messenger RNA from Triplophysa dalaica, 6247 nucleotides. It is a transcript of the gene slc6a9, whose product is annotated as solute carrier family 6 member 9. The record is from RefSeq and is a predicted model, not a curated record. Gene Ontology annotation, cellular component: plasma membrane. Gene Ontology annotation, biological process: neurotransmitter transport; synaptic transmission, glycinergic; sodium ion transmembrane transport. The coding region runs from base 613 to 2553 and encodes 646 amino acids. The transcript has 17 exons. Lineage: Eukaryota; Metazoa; Chordata; Actinopteri; Cypriniformes; Nemacheilidae. Gene Ontology annotation, molecular function: glycine:sodium symporter activity.
ACUAUAUUUCAACUAUAGUAACAAAUACAGAACGGAGUGCCCGUUUUAUAUGUAUGACUCAACUCAAAGACAUCAGCCAUUUUUUUCCAACAAACAAACCAGACAGAUAAAAGGCCCCUGUUAAGAACAGGGAGAUUGAACCUAUUUUCCAGAAACAGCUGUCAUGUCAACACAGUCUCCACCCAAAGUCUGGUCUGUGGGCUGCAGGGGGCCAGCGCUGACUGACAGAGGCCCUGCCGUGAAAGGCGGAGAGCUCCUCAUGGGCCUCAGCAUGCAGCCCCUUUCCCAGACCCGCCUUGAGGCCUCCGGCCGCUCUACGGGAGGCCUCCGCUCCUUCCCCAGACCUCAUCCACAAACCUGUGGGGCAGCAUAGAAAAGUUCCUGGAUUAACGCAGAAUUAACACAAAGCAGAGACGCCACCUCAGCCCAACACCGAAAACCAGCAAGCGACUGAACGAACAGAAAGAAAAAACUUUUGUGGGAGAAGCAGCGCACAGCAGAGACUGAGAGUGAAACAGAGACAGAGAAACUCAAAACGUGUCCCAGAGAGCACAGAGAUCCUGCGGCCGGGGACGGGCAUCCUUCCUGAAAGGGGACCCAAGCUUCAGAAGCAUGGAGGAAAAACAAUUUUCUGGCAUUUUGAACGGCGCAGUUCCAGGGGAGCCUGUGAAGAAAGAUGAAAACUCCAGACGGGGGAACUGGGGAAACCAGAUUGAGUUUGUCCUCACCAGUGUGGGUUAUGCAGUGGGGCUCGGAAAUGUCUGGAGGUUCCCAUACCUCUGCUACCGGAAUGGAGGAGGUGCAUUCAUGUUUCCAUACUUCAUCAUGCUGGUGUUUUGUGGGAUCCCCUUGUUCUUCCUGGAGCUCUCGUUUGGCCAGUUCACCUCCCUGGGGUGUCUGGGAGUAUGGAAGGUCAGCCCCAUGUUUAAAGGUGUGGGAUAUGGAAUGAUGGUGGUCUCCACUUACAUUGGGAUCUACUACAAUGUGGUGAUUUGCAUCGCGUUUUAUUACUUCUUCAUGUCCAUGACAAAUCUGCUGCCCUGGACGUACUGUAACAACCCGUGGAACACACCUGACUGCAGUGGGGUGAUGGGAACCCCACGAGCGAACGCCACCUUUGCUAACAUGUCUGCUGUCGUGUCGGGGGUGACCGAGAUUGUGAACCGCACAAAGAGAACCAGUCCCAGUGAAGAAUACUGGAGAAACUAUGUGCUGAAUGUCUCUGAUGGUAUCGGCAACUUUGGGGAAGUGCGUCUUCCCAUCCUGGGCUGCCUGGCUGUGUCUUGGGUGGUGGUGUUUCUGUGUCUCAUCCGCGGAGUCAAGUCAUCCGGCAAGGUGGUGUAUUUCACAGCCACUUUCCCGUACGUGGUGCUCACUGUUCUCUUCAUUAGAGGAAUCACACUGGACGGAGCCGUCAGCGGCAUCAAAUACUACCUGACCCCUCAAUGGGAGAAAAUACUCGAUGCAAAGGUGUGGGGGGAUGCGGCCUCACAGAUAUUUUAUUCUCUGGGCUGUGCCUGGGGUGGACUGAUCACCAUGGCUUCAUAUAACAAGUUUCACAAUAACUGUUUCAGAGACAGCAUCAUCAUAAGUGUAACAAACUGCGGCACUAGUGUGUUCGCCGGCUUUGUGAUUUUCUCCAUCCUGGGCUUCAUGGCUCAUCAUCUGGGAGUGGAUGUGUCAGAAGUGGCCGAUCACGGACCGGGUCUGGCAUUCGUUGCUUACCCAGAGGCCCUCACUCUGCUUCCCAUAUCACCGCUCUGGUCCCUGCUCUUUUUCUUCAUGCUCAUUCUGCUGGGGCUGGGCACACAGUUCUGUCUGCUGGAGACACUGGUGACAGCUGUAGUAGAUGAGAUCGGGACUGACUGGAUUAUCAGAAAUAAAACAUAUGUCACUCUGGGUGUCGCCAUCAUAGGCUUUCUGCUCGGUGUGCCGCUGACCACACGGGCAGGGAUAUACUGGUUGUUGCUAAUGGACAACUAUGCUGCCAGUUUCUCUCUGGUUGUCAUCUCAUGCAUCAUGUGCAUCUGCAUAAUGUAUGUCUAUGGCCACAAGAAAUAUUUUAAAGAUGUGGAGAUGAUGCUGGGAUUCCCUCCUCCAAUCUUCUUCCGGAUCUGCUGGAGAUUUGUGUCCCCUUUAAUUAUUAGUUUCAUUCUGAUUUUUACCGUGAUCCAAUACAAGCCUAUUACCUACAAUGACUAUGUAUACCCUGGCUGGUCGUUGGUCAUUGGGUUUGCCAUGGCGUCGUCUUCAGUUAUCUGUAUACCCGUCUAUGCUCUGUAUAGGAUUGCUAUUUCUGAAGGAUCCACAUUUUUAGAGCGAUUGAAGAACUCCGUUAAGCCCGACCCGGACUGGGGCCCGGCCCUCCAGGAGCACCGCAAGGGACGUUACGCCACCAUGGGCCCCGAUGGUGUGGAGGUGUGUCCUCUCAAAGAAGAUCUCAAGGACGAGGUGAUAGAGAAAGUGAAGGUUAAAGAAACAGACCAGGACGAGAUCGGUCUGACCAUCCCCGGAAGCAACGGCUCUACGUUGAACCCCACGCCCAGCGCAUAGAGGAGCCCCUUCCCACCCUUCCCCCAGGACGGUUCCCAUUCCCCGCCGUCACCUGCUGCGGGACAGGCCACUCUCGCUGGAGACCUUUACAUAUUGUAAGGGCUUUACGAAAUCUAACCUCUAGAGAAAUUGGUUGCCAUCCAAAACCUUUUUCUUUUCGUUGACAUAAUUUAACACUGCAGUUAUUUUAAAGAAGAAAAGACAUGUUCAUAUACAGGAGACGUUUGCAUACACGCAGUGUGUAUAUAGCGCAUUGUACAAUAUUUUCACCCUGUGUUGAGUAGUGUGGAGACGUGACCUGUAGCUACAGGAGCUACAGCAGGAUUUUGGCUCAUGUGUGUACAGUGGUGGCAGUGCUGGUCAGGUUGAAAAGCAGAAGACCAAAUAUUCUUUGUCGCAAUGCACGUUGUAAAGGGGAGCGUUCAUGUUUUCUGUUUAUUAUUGGCACCAGUGCCACGUAUGCCAUGUACUGUACAUACAGUUGGUCGAUGUGUAGCACUCGUUUGAAAUGGCUUUUUCAAAAUUCAGAUGUCAAGAAAGAGAGAUUGACUUAUGGGUAAUGUAAUGCAAAUAAAUGAUUUCAUUGUAGCAAAUGGGACAAACUGUUUAAGUUUAUAGCUUCCAGUAGAUAGAGCAACACGCAUAUUUACUCAAAAAGAAACAAAUAUCUAUUAUCCGUUAACUAGACUGAAAAUCAAGCACUGCACGUCCCUUCAAGCAAGAGCACAAUACAAAGCAAAGGAUAUUUGGUCUUCAGCUCUUAUCACAGUUAUUGACGGAGGUAUUUGGGUCAAGGCAUACUGUAUAACUUCUCAAGCCCAUUCUCAGGGUUACACACAGUUUGUUUUCACGAAACAUUUUCAAACACCUUGAGAUGAUUUCCGCUGACAUUUUUGCCAAAAUCCAACUAGUCUUCCAAGCAUUUUGGAGCAAAACGUGAGCCGAGGCAUCUCUGAGCAAAGGGGGAAUGUGUGGAUCUUCUGGCUCCUUGUUAGAUUCAGUACUUUAGUAUGCACACUAACCCCGCUCUUCACUGAAAAAGCAUGUUACCAAAAACGUGCACGUACAUGAACCUCGAUAUUCUGCCGGUGUGUUUUAUACGUGUGUUGCAUCUACUCGUGUUAAGAGACUUGAACUGGCGUGUAUCUCUGUCAUUUAAAGGCAGUCUUGAGCUAGCGGUGCAAUGAGGUUGCAUGCAAAAACACUGGAGGGUUCUCCUCAUAACCUGUUGUUAGAUGUUAACUGUUAAGUAGUGUGUAUUUUUUCUUAUGAUGUCGUAAAAUAACGUAAAAUCAAGUUUUAUGAGAUAAACGAAGUUAUUUAACAUUUGAACAAUUUGAACCACAGCAUGUUACUGUAGGUUAUGACUGCAAACAACAGACUUUAGGAUUUGGUUUGGUUGGCAAUAGGGAGGGGGUGACCCGGAUGGAUAUCUUGGUCUUUGACUUGUCUCGUGACUUUUGGUACUAGGCUUUGGCAUAAUGAAUAUAGUAAAGAUGCCUCAUAUCAUUCCAGUGAUGUUUUAUCAAGGCCCCUCUCUUACAAUUCACACGGUUGUAGUGGCACAGAUGCAUGGAGUCCUGGUUACACUGUGAAUAUGUUUAGGAUGUUGCGUGACGCCACUUCACGUGGAGUCGAGCAAUGCAGCUGCUAAUGUGCCGAUGCUCAUAUAUGUCGAGACUUCUGAUUAUUUUGUUUUCGCAUUUAAUCACUGUAUAUAGUCAAGGUCGAUGUAGUUUUAUUGUUAUUUCUCUUCUGUAUGGAAGAAGCGGAAUACACGUCAAGUCAGUAUUCAAAUAGUCGAUACCUGGCACAAUAGUCUACGUCAGCGUUUUAUGUACAUUUUAUUAACCUCUGCAUGAAGGUAUGAUAUAUAUAUUUCAGAUUCUAUCCAAAAAUAUACAAACACAAUCUAACUUAAAAAAGCAGCAAAAAAAAUCUAACCCAGCUGCCUAACAGGAGGUAUCAUACGCUCAGGGGAGUAGUUACAGGAGUCCUUGGUCUUUGUGAAGUACAACCAAUCUUGCAGGAAACUGUAGUUUUUCCUCUGUUAAGGUAGAAGAAAGCAGCAAAAUGCAGCAGAUGCUCUGUGCGCUGCCAGGUUUAGGGGUCACUAGACAACUAGACUCGAUACUAACAGCACUUUUUUACUGGUUCACUUUAGCCGUCUACACGGACGGUAGCUACAAUGAUUAAUCGCUGUCAGAAUUGUAAAUGCACAAGAUUGAAACUUGCUGUUGGCCUCAUUCGUCCUCAUGUCUUGUCUGAUGUGUGGUCUGUGUCCUUGAGCGUGGCAUGAAGACCAUGUGUGUGUGUCUCUAGGUACUGCAACGUGAGCGGUCCUAGAAAUUGAAAAGCAAACUCUAUUACAGUAGAAAUGUUAUGUAUCGGGGUCGUUCGCACCCUGUUCCCUAACUCUGUUGUACAGUGAUGUAAACUCAACAGAUGUGUAUGUGUUUUAUGUUUUUUUUUUCAGGGUGGGUCGGGAUUGGGGGGAAAUGCUGUAGGUGGGUUUAUUUUAGUUGUUUUUACUUGAUUUGUUAUAGUAAGCUAUCUAAUGUUAUGUGUACAGAGUUUUGUGUGUAGUGGACGUUCAACUGCCGAUUAAGUGUAGGUUGUUAGUGCCAGUAUUGAUGUCACUUUUAAUCUGUAUGUUAUUAUCCAUUUUACCUUCGUAAGAGAUUUUCCUUCUUAUUUUUAUAUAGUACUAAAACUGUAUUUUCUCAUCAGAUGUAAUCUUUUUUUUUGCUAUGUUCGGUGACACUACUCUUUGUUUUCUUAAACUUCCACGAGCCAGCUGAUCUCAGAUUGCCAAACAAAAGCGUUGGACUAGAACUUGAAACAUACAGGAAUGCUUUUUACGUAAGUGUUAAGCCAACAGUGCUGUAUCUUCAUCUCAGUAUUAUACAGAUGCGUAUUUGUAGUGUGCUGCAAAACCCUUUGAUAACAUCGUAAAAUGAAAUGGAAAGCACAUUCGAUGAAAAGUGCGUUUUAAUAUAAGUGUGCCAAUCUUUUAAUGUUUCUCAAUGUGAAUUUGAAAUUUCAUCAGCAUUAAUACUUUGAUAUAUUAACAUAGAAGUAAACUAUGUUGUAAAUGACAAUAGAUCGGAUAUCGACCAGAUAACACAAAGGUUUGUAAGACCAAUCUUCAAUGCUUUCGAGUGGACUUUGCUUCUUUGCCUGGCUCUGAAAUUGUUAGUAGAUUUAUUUGAACUGUGAUGACACGCACCCUGAAAUGAAAGAGUUGGCUGUCAUCAGAUUAAACAAAAAAAGGCAAAUGCACACAGACAAAUACCUCUAUCCCAGAUGGAAAUAGCACAACUUUGUGGCUGUAUGAAGUGUAACUUUAAACAAAAUCUAUUGUUAAUCGACAGCAUGUUCAUGUUGUGACAGCACAAAAGAUAUCCUACUGUAUGUGUAUGAAAUCAUCAAUAUUACAAACAUCUGUCCCAUAUCCUGUAUGCUAAACAAAGUGAUGUCUUUACAAUAGUGUGUGUACUACUGUGCUCAUGGCAAUAUAAACGUGAAGUUGUAGAAUGACAAGCACAAUGACAUGAGCUCAGUGCUUUCAUCAAAUAUAUCUAACCAUGUCACGUUCAAAUUUAGGGCCAAACUUUAUUGAAAUUGUCCUAGUCAUGUCAGUAUCUUAAACUGUUCAAUUUGCAAUGGUAAAUAAAGUUUAUUUUAAAGUUCA